Molecule: messenger RNA, 426 nt
Organism: Striga hermonthica
Lineage: Eukaryota; Viridiplantae; Streptophyta; Magnoliopsida; Lamiales; Orobanchaceae
Source: the annotation of a GenBank genome assembly
AUGUCAGGGGAGGAUGUUGCUGUUGCAGAGGCCCCAGCACCAGUUCCAGCUCUUGGGGAGCCUAUGGACAUCAUGACUGCUUUGCAGUUGGUGUUGAAAAAGUCACGGGCCCACAGUGGUCUUGCUCGAGGGCUCCAUGAAGCUGCUAAGGUUAUUGAGAAGCAUGCUGCUCAACUUUGUGUUUUGGCAGAGGAUUGUGACCAGACUGAUUAUGUCAAGCUGGUGAAGUCUCUGUGUGCGGAUCACAAUGUUAGCCUGAUUACUGUGCCGAGUGCUAAAACUCUUGGCGAGUGGGUUGGGCUGUGUAAGAUCGACUCUGAAGGGAAAGCAAGGAAGGUGGUUGGUUGCUCAUGUGUUGUUGUAAAGGAUUAUGGCGAAGAAAGUGAGGGCCUUCAUAUUGUUCAGGAGUAUGUGAAGUCCCAUUAG